AUGGCAGCGGCCAGUCUCCUGCCACCAGCAGCAGGACCCCAGGUGAAGGUGACCUUCGAGGAUGUGGCUGUGCUGCUCUCCCAGGAGGAGUGGGACCAGCUGGGCCCUGCUCAGAGGGGCCUUUACCGACACGUGAUGAUGGAGACCUACGGGAACGUGGUUUCCCUGGGACUUCCAGGAACCAAGCCCAAUGUGAUCUGCCAGCUGGAGCGAGGAGAGGAGCCCUGGGUCCUGGACGGGCAUGGGGCCAAGGAGAGCCAGGGCCUGGGCAACAACAAUUUGGAAUAUGAGAACAAGGAAAGGAACCAAAGUAGUUUGAAGCCAUUCAUUUCAGAGGAAUUAUCCGUGAUUCUGGAUAAAACUCCCCCAGGGUGGAUUGAUGAAGGAAAUUAUAAACCUGAACAGAGCUUCUGUCUGAGUCCAAGCCCUGCGAGCCCCCCUGAAGUUCAGGUUUGCAGCCCAAGCAAGCCACCCAAUCAGCAGCCGGCUGCUUCCGGGGGGGAGAGACCUUACAAGUGCAUCGAGUGUGGGAAAUGCUUUGGCCGGAGCUCCCAUCUCCUCCAGCAUCAGAGGACCCACACCGGGGAGAAGCCCUACGUGUGCGGGGUCUGUGGGAAGGCCUUCAGCCAGAGCUCGGUCCUCAGCAAACAUAGGAGGAUACACACAGGCGAGAAGCCCUAUGAGUGUAAUGAGUGCGGAAAGGCGUUCCGUGUGAGCUCAGACCUCGCUCAGCAUCACAAGAUCCACACGGGAGAGAAGCCCCAUGAGUGUCUCGAGUGCCGCAAGGCCUUCACUCAGCUCUCACACCUCAUUCAGCACCAGCGGAUCCACACAGGGGAGCGGCCCUACGUGUGCCCACUGUGUGGGAAGGCCUUCAACCAUAGCACCGUGCUGCGCAGCCACCAGCGGGUGCACACGGGGGAAAAGCCCCACGAGUGUGCCGAGUGUGGCCGGGCCUUCAGCGUUAAGAGGACACUGCUGCAGCACCAGCGGGUGCACACUGGGGAGAAGCCUUACUCCUGCAACGAGUGUGGGCGCGCCUUCAGCGACCGCUCUGUCCUCAUCCAGCACCACAACGUGCACACGGGCGAGAAGCCCUACGAGUGUGGGGAGUGUGGCAAGGCCUUCAGCCACCGCUCCACCCUGAUGAACCACGAGCGGAUCCACACGGAGGAGAAGCCCUACGGCUGCUACGCCUGUGGCAAGGCCUUUGUGCAGCACUCACACCUGAUCCAGCACCAGCGGGUGCACACCGGAGAGAAGCCCUAUGUUUGCAGCGAGUGUGGGCACGCCUUCAGUGCACGGAGGUCUCUGGUCCAACACGAGAGGAUACACACCGGUGAGCGGCCCUUCCGCUGCACACAGUGCGACAAGGCAUUCAGCCUGAAAGCCACGCUGAUCGUGCACCUGAGGACGCACACGGGAGAGAGGCCCUAUGAGUGCAGCCGCUGCGGGAAGGCCUUCAGCCAGUACUCUGUGCUCAUCCAGCACCAGAGGAUCCACACUGGUGAGCGGCCCUAUGAGUGCGCUGAGUGUGGUCGAGCCUUCAACCAGCAUGGGCACCUGAUCCAGCACCAGAAGGUGCACCAGAAGCUGUGA
Molecule: messenger RNA, 1599 nt
Organism: Pipistrellus nathusii (Nathusius's pipistrelle)
Lineage: Eukaryota; Metazoa; Chordata; Mammalia; Chiroptera; Vespertilionidae
Source: the annotation of a GenBank genome assembly